Messenger RNA from Aedes albopictus (Asian tiger mosquito), 8721 nucleotides. It is a transcript of the gene htk, whose product is annotated as AT-rich interactive domain-containing protein 4B. Gene Ontology annotation, molecular function: transcription cis-regulatory region binding. Gene Ontology annotation, cellular component: nucleus. Lineage: Eukaryota; Metazoa; Arthropoda; Insecta; Diptera; Culicidae. Gene Ontology annotation, biological process: regulation of transcription by RNA polymerase II. The coding region runs from base 154 to 6834 and encodes 2226 amino acids. The transcript has 9 exons. The record is from RefSeq and is a predicted model, not a curated record.
CGUAGCAGGCAAAGUUUUCGCCCAAAUUACCCCGGAAAUGUUGUGAAAAUCCGACCAAACUGGGCGUAAAAGUGCACCGCAAACCCACAUCAACCCGUAACCGUGGCGAUUGUUAGUGAUAAUCUCAGUUUCGAGCGCUAUUUCCUCCAGAAGAUGCAGCAAGCAGACGAUCCCCCGUAUUUGACUGUUGGCACGGAGGUAAGCGCCAAAUACAAGGGGGCUUUCUGCGAGGCCAAGGUCCGCAAGGUGGUACGGAACAUCAAGUGCCGCGUCGCGUACAAACAGGCCGGUCUGGGCUCGGGCGUGGUGUCCGACGACCAGAUCAAGGGGGCACUCCGCGUUGGCGCCACGGUCGAAGUGAAGCACCCGGAGCGGAAGGAAUACGUCGAGGCGACGCUGACGAAGAUUCAGGACUGCUCGCAGUACACGGUGGUGUUCGACGACGGAGACAUUACGACGCUACGGCGUAGUGCAUUGUGUUUGAAGAGUGGGAGACAUUUCAACGAAAGCGAAACGCUCGAUCAGCUUCCGCUGACGCAUCCGGAGCACUUCGGUAAUCCGGUUAUUGGCGGGAGACGAGGCAGAAGAUCGCGUCAUCUACUGCAGGACGACAGUUCGGACGAGGACGAUGAACCGGCUCCGAACUCCCGUUCGAACAACAGCGACAAAGAGGAAAACAUCGGCAAGGUGGUCUGCGUGGAGUCCACCGACAAUAAGAAGAAAAAUCCCAAGGAAAACUGGUUCCCCGGAUUGGUUGUGGCCCCGACCGCCCAGGAUACGGUUCGCAUUCGCGUCAAGGAUGAGUACUUGGUGCGGUCGUUCAAGGAUGGUCGCUACUACACGGUGCCCAAAAAGGAGGCCACCGAUUUCAGCCGGGAUUGUACGAACAAGUCGGAAGCGGCGGCCGUUUCGGCUGCGUUGGAUUACAUGGACAAUGACACGUUGCCGCCGCACUGGGAUCGAGAGGCGUUGUUCGGGAUGUCCGGAAGCUGUAGCGACUCGGAACAAGAACUGGAAACGGACAGUUCUGAUGACGAACCCACGGAGGAGAAGGAUCACUUCGUGGCUCAAUUGUACAAAUUUAUGGAUGAUCGUGGAACCCCACUGAACAAGGUUCCCUCUAUUAUCAACCGGGAUGUUAAUUUGUACCGGUUGUUCCGAGCAGUGCAGAAAUUGAACGGAUACAAUCGGGUCACCAGCCAGAAUCAAUGGAAGCAAAUAGCUCUGCGACUGGGAUUCUCACCGGCCACGGUCAGCAUUACCAACCUGGUCAAGCAAGCAUACAAGAAAUUCCUGUUUUCCUUCGAGGAAUUCAAUCGGAAGCUGGGUUGCACUAUGGUUCCACAUCCGCGAACCAAUCGCUCCAAGGGGCGCAGCCUAGUACGGGCCAGUUCGGUGCAGUCACCGAAAACGACGGAAAAGGAGAAGCCUUCAACUUCCAAAGCGGCAGCGGCGGCGGCCGCAGCUGCUGCUGCUGCUGCCGCGGCGGCUGCUGCAGCGGCUGCAGAAGCCGCUUCCAGUUCAGCAUCAGUGGAAGAGUCCGGCAACACCAGCGAGUCGAGCACGGCCGAGGUCAAACCGAACAACAAGCGAAAGUUGUCCGGGGCCAGCACAGGAAAGGUCAAGGCCCUGGUGGACAAAUUCGAAGAAAAGGAAAAAGACAAGGAAAAGGAGAAAGAAAAGGAAAAGCCCAAGGAACCUCCGGCGGUGAAGAAGGAAGAACCUCCAACACCUUCAACGAAGAAGGCAAAGGAAGUUCCAAAGCCAACAACGCCGAAAGCCACCGAAACUAUCAUCGAGAAGCGUGGCCGUAAGCGGAAGGAAACCGACUCAACGGAUUCCAAAAAGGACGACAAGGACAGCGGAAAAGGAUCUUCGGCUUCUUCGAGUGGAGCUUCUUCGUCGUCGGUUUCUGUAAUGUCGUCCUCAGGAGACAGCAAGAGCAACAGCAGCAGCAGCAGUUCUUCAAAUUCAUCUUCAGCACCAGAGGGAAAACCAGUUGCCACCGUGGUCGCCGCUGGCUCCACAACCACCGGCGCUCCUAGCUUCCCCAUCGAAGUUGGCGACAAGCUGAAGGUUUACUACGACGAGCAGAAGGUGACCUACGAGGCGAAGGUGAUCGAGAUUGCCAUCCAGGAAGGCAGUCCCAUCUAUUUGGUGCACUAUACUGGAUGGAACACCAGAUACGACGAGUGGGUUCGCAAGGAACGUGUUGCGGAGAAUCUCACCAACAGUAAAACCAAAAAGGGCAAAUCCGACAAGAGCCACGGAAACAAGAAUGCUCCUCCUCCGAGAGACAGCAGUAGUAGCUCUACCGGAGGGCCCCCUGGAUCUUCAGCGAAUUCAACAGGUCCGCCUUCCUCAACAGCUACGCCCUCCACAUCGGCAACGACGCCCAAAACGUCCAAAAGAAUCCGUGGCAACUCGAAAGGAGACAUGUCCGGCAAUACCCCAACGACUCCGGUCACUACGAGCUCUCCGCGAUCUACGACCCCGAGUGCGUCCGCCGCUCGUAACAAGUCCCCGGCAUCGGCCGGCAAUCGCCGUCCGGUGACCCGCGGAGGCCAUCCGAACACGUCCUCGAGGCGUCGCACCUCCAACAAUACGGACAUUUCGUCCCUGUCGUUGCAAACCGAUGACAACACCAGCGACACCGAUUCGGACGAACCGAUCAAAAAGUGUCCGGCCAACACCAACAGCAACAGCUCAUCGUCGACGGCGUCCUCCAAUUCCUCCUCGUCGUCGUCUGCGUCCUCCAGCAGCAGCAUUAGCUCCAGCAGCACGAAAGUAAGUACAACGGCCGAAGCGGGCUCGUCCUCGGACGCGGCGGCCAUUUCGGACGAGUUUAGCAACGGAGCCUCCAAGGGUCGCGAUUACGAUCUGAACCAAAUUCGAUCGGAGCUCAAGGGAUUCAAGGAACUCAAGUCUCCGACUUCCCCGGCCUCGGAUAGCACUACCACGGCCACGACAGAUGCACCGGCAACGCAAGGACAAACGCUGGAUGUCAAAGAUGCCAAGGAUUCCAUACCGGAUGGUUCUUCAACGCCUCCACACGACGACGAAGCUGCUCCGGCAAGCUCAAAAUCCGAUGGUACUCCGUUGAAGGAUGAACUCGACGAGCCAAUGGAAGAAGAACACGAGAAAACCUCCGAGUCGGAAACGCUUAGCGAGGAAGAUUCUUCGCAAUCUUCCAAUAAGGCUUUCUCUAGCUCUCCGAUAACUGCUAUGGUUGAUUCGGAUACGGCUCCUGAAACCCCGGUCCCACCUCCGACGGUUUCGACACCCACCCCUACGGUUAUCACAACACAACUCACUUCGGUAUCCUCAACCUCCUCAACCACGGUGGGAAUGGCCUUGAAGACCAUAAAAACCAUCGACACCUGCACAUCCAAAAUUAUAGACAAGGUCGUUGAGAAGACCUACGAAAAGGACAAGGCAGCAAGUGCCGCCCCAUCCAGCAGCGCAUCAUCCGGAAUGCCCCAUAAGCCUCCGUUGAAAACGUACGGAACGGCCGCGGCCAUCAUCGCCAAUGCCGAGAACAACGCCGUCAAAUACGCCGUCAGUACCAUCAUCCGGGAAACGGACGUUGACAAGCUCUUCCCGCUAGGAUCUGCCGCAGCCGGUCCUUCCACCAGUGGCUCAGCACCGACUUCCGUCAAAGAAGUACCCACUCCAGUGAUCUCCAAACCAUCGCAUUUACUUCCGGAAGAUAAGCCAACCGUCGCAGCGGUUCCCCCGUCCCAUCCAACCCAACGUCCCAACAUUCCGCCGGCAUUUGCUUCCUCUACUACUCCGGCAACACCCGCCGGUACCGUACAACCCGCGCCACCGAAGAGUACAAAGAUGAUCAACGUUCAGGACGAAAUCGUGGCCACGGUGAUCAACAAAUCGGCCAUUGCAGCGGCUACAACGGCGACCGCCGUCUCGGCGGCCGUUUCGUCGACCAUUCCCGGAACAACGGGGAUUUCGCUUCCCACCGCGACGGUGGUCGUCAAUGCACCAGUUACGACGACGCCCAGCACUUCCACCACCACGCUGGCAGCGUUGCGAGCCGAGAAGAAACUCACCGGCGACAAGCGGAUGGAGAAGGUCAUUCCCAUGGGGAAACUUGGAGUGUCCGAUCGCUUCCAGCCGUCCGUACUUUCCACAGAGAAGAAACUGUCCUCGUCUACGCUGACCCCGGCCCAGAACAAACUUCUAAGCAAAGAAGCCUUGUCGAUCAAGUCGAUUUUCGAAUCGACCGCCACCAAGAUCGAGAAGAACAUUUCCGACGUGUACGAAUUCAAGGAUGUUGAGUUCGACGUUCCGGAAAAGACGACGACUACAACCAUCAGCAGCAGUAGCAGCAGUACUGUAGGUGGAACGACUCCGAGAAAGCAUGUGUCGGACGUUCCACCGGCGGAGGUGGUCAGCUCGAUGGCUGCGGCAUCCGAGGAGAAGAAGACCGUGGGUAAGAAGGGUUUGGUGAGAAAACCGGAACUAGUUGGGUUAGCUGAAAAGAAAGUCAAAAAGAUUUCGCCGAUGAAAGAAACGGAUAAGCUCAAGCUGGUUAGGCGGGAAAAGGAACGAGAUCUGGAGAAGGAAAAACUCCUUCUUAAUAACGAGUUGGAGGGAGCAGUUGCGACGUUCAGCGCCAUUAUGGUAACGCCGGAGAAAUCGUCUCCACAUUUCGCUGGAUUUUCCAUGCAAAAAGACCCGCACACGUUUGAUGUGUUUAAGAAGUCUCCUAAUCUUCCGACUGUCUCGCAUCGAGAUGAAAAACCGGUUAUUGAGGAAGACCACAAACCGGAUGCCAGCAAACUGGCUGCAGUUACGAAGGGAAUAUUUACCCCGGUCAUGUCUCCGACAGGACCGGAGCCAUCUUUUAGUGAAAUUGUCAAGAGUCCUUCAAAAUUGGAAGAAAAAGUCAAGGAAGAACCUACGUUGGAAAAUUGCAAGAAGUAUUUCAAUGAUAUGAACUUCGAUUUCGAUACUCCCAAAACGGAGAAACCUCCGUCGAUUGCCGAUAAGGUUUUGAAGGCCCUAGGCCAGCAACCUCAGGUCCACUGCAGUUCCGUGAAAUCCGAUUUCCCCAAAUACAGCAUACCGCCAACGGUUCAUCAUAAACAUCCUUCACUGAUGCCCGUUGAACCAGUGAGCAGUGCUCCAACGGUGGUAAUAACUCCAGCAAAACUGGAAAUGUCCAGCUUUGCAUCUACAAUUUCGAUGAAACCACUUCACACCCAACCACCCAAGAUCGAAAUUCCUACGAUAAUGCUCAAAAAAGAAGUUGAACUGGUAAAACCAGCAUCAAUUCCCAUUGUAUGCGCCAAGGCCCCGCCAAUGUUUACCAGCAAUACGGAUAUCCUUCCACCAACCACCUGCACCAAGAGUCAAGAUCUCACCGAAUCCAUCAAAAAGCUGGAAACAUCUAAUCUGGUCCAGGCGGAAUCCUCGCGCUUCACCCACCACGACGAGGACAGUACGGACAGCAACGAUUCCGAGCACCGUCUGGUAAUCGAAGACCCGGAGGCCAUCGACCCCAUCCCACAGCAGACCGACUUCGAGAAGCUGAUCAAGGUGGAGGUCGAAGAAAAGCCCCCCAUGCCGAUGUCUCACGUCGAAAUGCACUCGGCAGCUUCGGCCGCUGCGGUGGCCGCCGUGGCCUGCAAAGAAAAGCUCAUCUACAAAACCGAACCUCACCACCAUCAUCAUCAUCAUCAUCAGGACGUCAAAGAGGAAGUUCCGCCACUUUACGGUCUCGUCGACAGCAAGAAGGGUAAGCAGCCAAGUAUUCUCGAAACGAUCAUCCAAAGCGAGCUCAACACGGUCGUCAAAUGUGGCAGCGCCGGCAUGGGUUCGCACAGUUUCCUUAAGAUCAAAGAUCACGAUUCCUUCGCGCAGAACGAGUUGGAUCGGCUCCGGCGCGAGGAACUUCUGCUCCAGCAGCAACCGUCAUCACACCCCACUCAACCGAAUCCUUCACUCGCAGCUCCCCUUUCAGAGUCGCCGAUGACUUCGCCUACCACCAUGACGGCCCCAGGGGCAACCACCACCACAGACAAACAGCAAUCCAGCAGCAGCAACAGCGAGUCCCUCUCGAUGCUUAUCUGCGAGGAAACCAUUCCCGGUUCGCCGGCUCCGGUCUGUGGAGUCUCGUCGGCCAGCGCCCAAAAGGAAUCCACCAAGGUAUACGCCGAAGCGGUCACUUCCUUCCUUUCCCCGCAAAACAUCGCGUCCGAUCUGAAACCCGUGCCGAUGGACCUGGAACCGACGACGGAUCCCCUGGCGAUGACGACACCGGCCGGCAGGAAAUCAACGGCAGCCGACACAACCGCAACCGAUACACCCAACAGUUCACCACGCGAUUCCAUCAGUCAGGAUGAAAAUCAAGAACCGGAAGUAUCGCCCGCCAAAAAGAGGAGACAACGGAAAACCAGCGAGGAGCCGACCAAUAAGCGGAGGAGAACGACGGGUUGCAGCAGUAGUAGUUACGGUCGGGGAAGUCACCGGUCUAUGGGCAACAACGCCACCGACAGCGAGGACAACUCCGAUUCGAUGGCCUUCCACCGGGGAGGUCACAUUUCAUCGGCUGCCGGAGGAUCCAGCUCGGCAUCACCCGGCGGAAAGUCCGGCCGACCCUGUCAGUACAAUUUCCUCGUUAAUUUGGAUCCUGCUCUCAAUAGCGCCCAGCGGAUAGCCAUCCUGAAGAAGAAAAUUCAAGAGCUUCGCAAAACGUACAACGCGAUCAAGGCCGAGCUGGCCAGUAUAGAUCGCCGACGGAAGAAGCUCCGAAGGCGCGAACGGGAAAACAAGAAACAGGCCAAACUGGCCGCUGGCGGUGGAACCUGCUAGGUGGCAGGUCCCCCGGCAUUAUUGUAACUAUAGUACUACAGUAGGCAUGCACACACACAUUUGCAUCAUAUUCAUGAAGAAUUUUAUUUACACUCGUUUAACUUAUAGCAGUCCCCAUUUUAGUAGCGUAGUUUGGCAAGAAGGCAGAGCAUUAGAUUGUGUGAUGAGAUUUCUGCUGAAAGGUCCGCAAGGAGCGAGCCCCCACAAACGGCGCAGAGCAUCAGAUACAAAAAAGUGAAACUUUAGAGUGAUUAGAUCGUAAGUCAGAUUAAGUGUGUUAGAAAACUUCUAUAGAACCUCAUUCAUCGAAUGCUGUUUCUGUUUGUGGCGAGGGUGGCUUCCUGGUUCGUAUGAUUGUGUUUCGAACAGGACUGGGAAAAAGUGAGCUCUUUGUAAAGCUAGAAACAAACUAGGUAAAUUUCACUACACAAUUAAGUUUUACUCCAAGAAAGAGAUGGUUUGCGAUCUGUUAAUUGUUUAUAGGUAGGUUUUUUUAAUCCCCCCUUGGAGUGAUGAAUGUUCUGCGUCCAAUUUGUUUGAGAUUCUUUCCUGCAACUAAACUACUAUAGUGUCCAACAUGUCAUGCAAUUUUAGCACUUAAGUAUUCACCAGAUGAUACCUAGUGUGUAAGAGUUCGUUGUAAAGUGUUGUAAACAGUUUUUGAAUUUCAAUACAACACAAGAGACAGUAAGCAGAUCCACCUAUCCAUUUACGCACGGUUCAACAUUAAUAUUGUCCAGCUCUUGAUUUUAAUUUUUCAGAUUGGUUUCGACCAAAACUUUCAAAAAAUCUCCUGUUAUGGCCCUUUCUGGUGAGCUCGUUCCAUACUAUGUUUUACUGUGUACUCAAACUAACAAAUGUGAAAUGUUUCCGUUCAGUGAGUCCAGUAAACAAUAAAAUGCUGAUUGUAUUUAAUGGCUUCUUCUCCUGGUUUCUGGUUUUACGUUUCCGCUGGAAUUGGUGCCAUUUCUGAUUUAAAUGCUAGAAGGGUUUUGCGAUAGAGUUUUCAAUAAAAAUUCCAUAGAAACUUGUGGCAGAGCUCCUUGAGAAAUUUGCGAAAACAAUAAAUAUAAUUCUAGGAGUAUUUCCACCAAAAGCUUUUAUAAAACUUCUUACAAAGUUUAUGGUACGAAUUUAAGUUCAAUUAAUAAGAGAAGGCCUGGAAACAUUUUUGACAAGACUCUAUUGAAUUUUUAGUAAAGUUAGUGUGGAAUUGUAUAAUUGCUUAUGCACAUUUUCGCAAUUCCUACAACUUUGUUUUUCUCCAGAGUUCCGCAACUACAUCCGUUAGAAAUUUGUUCAUCUCUCCAAGCAAUUGUCUGUAAACUCUUUCAGUUGUUUCAUCCUUAGAGAAAAUUAGUGAAGAAGGGUAAAACUUAGAGCUGAAAAGAAAACAAACUCCUUUUUUUGUUGUGCCGUGUAAUCAUCUAUAGCAAAAUUGAAAAUGAGAGCAAUCCAACCGUACAGUCAUCCAGCAACAGCAACCGGCAACUGAUAACAAGAUCUGUCUGUUGUGAGACGCCAAUGUAAAUAACAUCCCCAACUAGGUAUGGUUUGAUUCACCCAUCAAUAAUGAAAAAGAAAUAUGUGAAACCUCCAAACAAUGCUCACAAUCAGCCACAACAGUCUCAUUAUACUAUCACCAAUUGUUUAUGAUUCCUGCGGUUUGGUAAUUACUUUGGCGUAGUAGUGAAGUCCUUGUUAAAAUUUGGAAACAGUGAGAUCAUACGUAGAUAAAAAUCCCUUUUAACCUACAAUGAUAAUCGAUUGAUAAAAAAAAAAACUUCAAUUUCUGGAACGCAAUUCAUAAAAAAAGUACAUACACACAAAUACACAGAUGGCUAUUUAAAUAAAAAAAAAUCAACAGAAUGUAUAUGCAAAAUUAAA